GCAACCGGAAGGUGCUUUAAAAAGACAAGAAAGAGAGAUCGAAGAACUAAAAAAGAAGCGGGAGAAGAAUAAAAAUAAAAUUAAAAAAUUAGAAAUAGAAAAUGAACAUUUGAAAGAUAAUUACAAACUUCUAGCAGAUGCCUAUUCGGCAAGAUCAUAA
This is a messenger RNA of Dentiscutata erythropus, 160 nucleotides long. Lineage: Eukaryota; Fungi; Glomeromycota; Glomeromycetes; Diversisporales; Gigasporaceae. The record is from the annotation of a GenBank genome assembly.